ACAGUCUACCUUCAAACAAACAACAACUGUUCAACACAGACCUCUCUUCCCUUGCGAAACAAUCAAUCAAAAUGUUCAGAUUGGUGGUGUUGUCUACUGUUCUUGCCGUUGCCGUUGCUGCCCCGCACGCGCCAUUGGUACACACGUCUGUGGUCCAUCAGCCAGCCCUCGUUGCUCACAAGGAGAUCUCUUACCAGAAGAGCAUCAUUGAAGAACCAACCGUUGCCCACGUUGGAACCGUCGUCAAGCAUGUUCCAACUGGAGUCACCCAUCACAGCUCAUCGGUUGUCCACCACGACGCCACUAUCUCCGAACCAAUCCUCGCUCACGGUGUGAAGAAGACCGUCGUUUCGACUCCAAUUGAGAAGACCACUUACCACCACACCGUGGCUGCUGCUCCAGCUAUCAGCUAUGCUGCACCGGCUAUCAAGACCGCUUACGUCGAGACUGCCCCAGCUCUGACUUACGCCGCUGCUCCAAUUGCCAAGGCCGCUUACGUCCAUGCUACUCCAGCUUUGACUUAUGCCGCCGCCCCAAUUGCCAAGGCCAUUCAUGUUGAGGCUGCCCCAGCUCUGACCUAUGCCGCCGCUCCAGCCCUGACCUACGCUACUGCCCCAAUCGCCAAGGCCAUUCACGUUGAAGCUGCCCCAGUCUUGAGCCACGCUGCUCACAUCAGCCACCCAGCGGUCUAUGCCAAGCACUACUAACGGAUUUGAAGGAAACUGAUAGUUUUUCUCUUGUUCACCGUUUGAUUGUACGCAGUGAAAGAUUAGAAAAAUUAUGUGUGAAUGUGAAUAAAGUUUUUGA
Toxorhynchites rutilus septentrionalis is the source of this 807-nucleotide messenger RNA. Its product is annotated as cuticle protein 16.5-like. The record is from RefSeq and is a predicted model, not a curated record. The coding region runs from base 72 to 707 and encodes 211 amino acids. The transcript has 2 exons. NCBI's taxonomy places the organism in Eukaryota, Metazoa, Arthropoda, Insecta, Diptera, Culicidae.